AUGGGGUACAGAUUUGCAACACCUGGUGGAAUAUCAGUGCUGCCGAGAGGACGCUUAUUACUUAAUCGUUUAGAAGAAAUACAAUAUCUCUAUUUCAACGGUCGUCCAGAAUGGACUACCAUACAAAAGAAUGAUUUAAAAUUAUUUUUAGCAUACGUAUUUUAUGACAGUCCGUUUCUUAACAACGCAAUUGCUGAAAAAAAUUAUAGACAUGACAAUAAUUCCGAUGAAAUAUUCAAGUUAUAUAAAACUGAAAAUCAAAAAGAUAUUUUAAAAAUGAAUGAUUUCAUAGAUGAAAAAUAUAUUAAACCUGAUAUUUUUAAUAGUAUUAAACUGGGUUUAACUAUAAUACAUAGAAUUUGCAAAAAUAAGUGUGAUGGUUGUCAAAAUUUUCCUGACAAGGAUAUACACCUAUUAAAAUUAAUCAGAUUUAAAUUAAACAAUAAAUGUAUUUUUAUUGAUUUUGAAAACCAUAGAACAUACACUGGUUGGGAUGAAUUUAUAGAAAAAAAUAAUCUCCCCGAAGGAUUUAUAUUCUACCCUGAAUCAGGAAUUUAUGAUGCAUCAAAAAAAUUGUCUCAAAAUAUAACACCGGCUUCCUAUAAAACUGAAAAAAUUUUAAAAACAAUUGAAAAUAUCUCAGGCAUAUUCAAUUGGGCGAGCGGUUUAAUAUUGAUAACUGGUAGUUUAAUAUUUCCUUUAGCGGCACCUAUUAUAUACAUAUCUGCUACAGUUGUAACAGGUGCUUCUUCAUUUAAAGCAUAUCGACAGAUUGUUAAUUUAAGAGACAUGUACAAAUAUGAAAAUAAUGUAUCUUGCACAAAAGCCACGUCAAAAUGGAUUGAAUUAACGAUUUCUGCGAUUGGCGUACUAGUAGCACCAUGUUAUGCAUUUUCUGCAAUUACUUCAGAAAUUAAUUCUUCUAUUCAAUCGACUAGAAAGGCUCUUACUGUUUUUCGAAAUGGUGCUUGUAUUACUCAAUGUGCAUUGGAAAUCGUCCGUGUUACUCUGGACUUUAUAAAUGAUGGUUUCAAAAUAACAUCGGAAAAUGUCUUAAAACUACGUUUGGAUUUGUUUGUUGCUAUGGGAUUAUUAAUGCCUUCAAACUAUAUUGUAAAUAUUUUAAAGGUAAGAAUCAACCAGUGUUCCAUCAAUGUAAUAUACAUUUUUAAAUAGAUCAUACAAUUAUAUGCAUUCGUUUAUAUAUACACUAUGGUAGGUAUAUAUUGGACAUAUUAUAAUAUCGCACUGAGCGGCCAAAUACUUAAAGCCAUACCUGUUCGGAACAAUUUUGUUAAAAUACCAUUUUUUCUUACAUAAUGUAUACUUUUUUUCACAUUGGAUAUCAGUAUUUCACCCAUAAAUAACGAAUUAUUGAACGAUUUUCUGUCUUGUUGGA
Diuraphis noxia (Russian wheat aphid) is the source of this 1399-nucleotide messenger RNA. RefSeq lists its product as uncharacterized. The record is from RefSeq and is a predicted model, not a curated record. Lineage: Eukaryota; Metazoa; Arthropoda; Insecta; Hemiptera; Aphididae.